GCACGUGCCGCUGACGUCGUCGGGUGAAAAACAACAACAAGUCGCGGUGUCGCAACAUCUGUCUGUGUUUCUGCGUGUUAAAGCGUCCGCAGCGUCUCCAGGCUGCGUGUUGAAGGUCCUCCACCUGUAGUUAACCGGUAGCAGCUGCGUGUCGGCAGUGAGAGCAGUCAUGGCUCAGCAGAGAGGAGUCAACAGCCUGCAGUUCAACCAGGAUCAGAGUUGUUUCUGCUGUGCGAUGGAGAGCGGAGUCAGAAUCUACAACGUGGAGCCGCUGAUGGAGAAAGGUCAUCUGGAUCAUGAGCAGGUUGGCAGUGUAGCUCUGUGUUCGAUGCUGCAUCGCUCCAACUUGCUCGCUGUCGUUGGAGGAGGAGUCAACCCCAAAUUCUCUGAAAUCUCUGUGCUGAUCUGGGACGACGCUCGAGAGUCACGUGACCCCAAAGACAAGCUGGUGCUGGAGUUCACCUUCACCAAACCAGUGCUGGCUGUCCGCAUGAGACACGACAAGAUCAUCAUCGUGUUAAAAAACAGGAUCUACGUUUACAGUUUCCCAGAAAAUCCCGUCAAACUGUUUGAGUUUGACACCAGAGAUAAUCCCAAAGGUUUGUGUGAUUUGUGUCCCAGUCUGGAGAAACAGCUGUUGGUGUUUCCAGGUCAUAAAUGUGGAAGCUUGCAGCUCGUUGACUUGUCGAACACUAAACCAGGAACAUCGUCGGCUCCGUUCACCAUCAACGCUCAUCAGAGUGAAAUCGCCUGCGUGGCUCUGAAUCAGCCGGGAAGUGUCGCGGCUUCAGCUUCACGUAAAGGAACUUUGAUCCGUCUGUUCGACACGACGACCAGAGACAAACUGGUGGAGCUGAGGAGAGGAACGGACCCUGCUACACUAUACUGUAUCAACUUCAGCCAUGACUCGUCCUUCCUUUGCGCCUCCAGUGAUAAAGGAACAGUUCACAUCUUUGCUCUGAAAGACACAAAACUGAACCGUCGCUCAGCGUUGGCUCGGGUGGGGAAGGUCGGCCCUGUGAUUGGUCAGUACGUAGACAGUCAGUGGUCGUUGGCCAGCUUCACCGUGCCGGCUGAGUGCGCCUGUAUCUGCGCCUUCGGGAAGAACACGUCCAAAAACGUCAACUCCGUCAUCGCGAUCUGUGUUGACGGGACUUUCCAUAAAUACGUUUUCACCCCCGAUGGGAACUGUAACCGAGAAGCCUUCGACGUGUAUCUGGACAUUUGUGACGACGACGACUUCUGAGACAGAAACCGGUUUAACGAACAUCAUCAAAGUCACAUGACGACGAUGAUGAUGAUGAUGAUGAUGAUGAUGAUGAAGAAUGAAAAUUACUGGAGUUAAUGUUCAUGGAUGUUAACCUCAGUCUUGUUUUAUAAAAGUUUUUUUUCUUUGUAAUCAGUUGUAUCUUCAGUAUGUAGCAGUGUGAAUAUAAAGUUUUCUAUUUAGCCUGAAACGAGUCAAACGAAGUGAUUUGUUGUAUUUAUGAAGAAACAUCUAAAUUAGAUUAAAAUUAAUUUUUAA
This is a messenger RNA of Scomber scombrus (Atlantic mackerel), 1525 nucleotides long. It is a transcript of the gene wdr45, whose product is annotated as WD repeat domain 45. Gene Ontology annotation, molecular function: phosphatidylinositol-3-phosphate binding; phosphatidylinositol-3,5-bisphosphate binding; protein binding. The record is from RefSeq and is a predicted model, not a curated record. Gene Ontology annotation, cellular component: cytosol; extrinsic component of membrane; phagophore assembly site membrane. The coding region runs from base 170 to 1246 and encodes 358 amino acids. Gene Ontology annotation, biological process: protein lipidation; autophagy of mitochondrion; protein localization to phagophore assembly site. The transcript is spliced from 11 exons. NCBI's taxonomy places the organism in Eukaryota, Metazoa, Chordata, Actinopteri, Scombriformes, Scombridae.